AAAAACAAGAUAAUGAAAUAAUUAUCACUCAGAUACAGAACAGAAUAAAGUCAGAUUAUUAUAAACUUCUCAUAAGAGUUACACACAGUAGCUAGUAAAUACAGCUGAGUUACCUUUUUAAGCAUACAGGCAUAGCUGUUUACACUCAGGGCAGACCAGGGGGACAUAGACUCAUAUAGGUCUAAUCUAUUAAUACGAGCAAGAAAAACACAGAUAAUGGAAGAUUGUAAAGCCACUUCAGUACAAAUCAACUGACUGUUGUCUGUAUGCUUACUCUGAGAUGUACAGGAAAAAUUUCUUGAUUAAAAACAACAAUGCACUACAAAGAGAUAAGUAAAUGCUUAUAUACAUGGAUUUAAUUAGUUGAAACACCCUCGUUUGAAAAGCACGUUUCAAUCCAUGUUUGCCUAAGAUUCUGGCAAAUUCAAACGAAACAAUGGCAAAAUGUUUUUUGAUAAUCGAUUGGGACACAUGUCAUUCAUUAUAGACGCAUAUUUGCCUAUGAUACGAUAUUUUUGCAAAGAAAAUACCUUAUAACUAUCAUUCAAACACGAGUUCAGAAACAUCACUCAUUGAGACUAAUGGCCCAUUUUAACGUGUACGUGGCUCAUUCUGUCCGCCACGAAAAAAAACAUAGCAAACUUUCUAUGAACUGCGUGAAAUAAACGGAAAUACAAACCAAGAAAACAGAUCUUUGUAACAUCGAUUAUAACCUUUAAUUAAAUCGCGCGAUCAACGGUUUUAACCCGAACUCCGUGAAAAAAAUCAUAUUUGUCGAAUCUGCCGCCAUCCGAGAUGUGGUGGGAAAUCGGGUAAAAUUAUCAACAUGCACGCACAUGCCCGCAGAUACCACGAUCCAUAACACCGGUCUCGAUCUCUUCUAGGUUCGUGAAGCAAUCUUCGGUGAAAUGCGCUGCACAAGCUUGAACAUUCGGAUUGUACUUUUAAAUAAAAUGGCAAGGCAGGGCAAACAAAGUGUCUUUCUUUUCGCGACGAAACACACAGCGUCUCCGCGACAUGCGGUGACAAUACAAUGAGAUUUACAAGUACACACACUUUACUUCCGUAUAGAUUUGGGCGGUCAUGUUACGAAGUGACGCACAUUCGCCGGGGUGUUUUUACACGAGGCGAUUCAGGCAGGGCUGGGUGAGUAUUUGCCUUUAGAUAUUAAUGCAUCUUUUGUUCCGACACUUUCAUUUUUGAAAUUUUACGUGUCUAAUACAUGCAUGGGUCACUUAAAACACACCAAAUACACAGAAAACACGUAUUCGCGCAGUAUACGAUGUAAUAAAUUAACAGUUAAUUCAUUAAUAGAACAGUUUGACAACACGCAGUGUGACUUACGUUGCCGAAGUUUACGAGGAAUAUAACGUUUCCGCUGCGGGCUGCAUCCACUUCAUUUCAGACAACGCGCGCACCCCGCACCUGCUUACUAGCAACGUUCGUUUCCGCCCACUGAAACCGGGCUCAGUCUUGAUCUGUACUACAGCAGAGAAGUUGAAACGGAUGCGACUGUAACGUGGAUUUGCCGGUUUGCAGAUGGAUCCGGCUCGGAGUCCCCUGCUAUCUGGGUAUAGCCAACACAUGAUCGAACUAGCAGUGAAAUGUAGGUCGCAAAAACUAUAGUUAGACUGUGCAAUAUAGCAUCUCACAAUUGCAAUAAAAUAUGUACACUUAUGAUGGAUUAAUUUAUUGGAUAUCAUUAUUACGCUGUUGUGACAAAGUGACAAGGACAUGUCACCAAUCAAAACUACACUAGAACUGUAAAUAAGAUCAAGUUUAGUCUGUAGUCAUGAUCGGACUAUGCUGUUUCUAACUUCGUUUUGACAUUUCAAAUUAAUCCUGAUAUGUUCCUGCCUGUAAGCUUGUCCGUUCUGACAACGUCGCCAGUUCUUCUUCAUUUGGUUCUGAGGACGUCUUGGCAACGUUGCAUUUCUUCGAAAUUUUGCUUGCGUUCCAGAAACGUCCUAGCCACGUCCUCAAUUUUUGCUAAUGUACCAGAAAUGUCCUAGCGUAAAUUGAUCGCUUUGAGAAUCUUCAUACCACAAUUACUCAACUCAAUUUAUUUAUAUAGCACUUUUUACAAUUUAUAUUGUUACAAAGCAGCUGUACAUGAGACAUAUUGACUAUAAGCAAAACAACUAAAGUUAUAUACCUGUAAAAACAAGAAAAAGGUGAAAACACAGAAGACCGACAUACCCACAUACAAAUGCAAUAACACAGACACUCAUUUAACACACAUUAAAUUAGCACACAUUUAACAUAGAGGAGAGAGAAACACAGGUCAAAUAUUAAAUAGACUAUUAAUUUCUAUAUGCAAUAUUAAUAUGUAAUACUUCUGAAUUCUAAAGCAGCCCCCCCAGCCAGGCGAAUAGUGCAAAGUAAUAUGCAAACGGUGGUGUGGAACUCAAAACUCCAAUCGAGAAAAAAAACUCGGGAGAAACCAGGCCCAACCAGGGGAUUCCAGUUCCCCUCUGGCAAAAGCUGCUGCCUCUGCACAAGCUCGACAGUGCUUGCACGACAAGGCUAAAUAAAUAAAUAAACGUACUAAUAAGGUAAAUUAUAGAUUUAAGAUUAUCAUUAAUAAUCUAAUCUAUUUCUCCGCACUGCCAUCAGGUCUGGGCAUGAACUGCAUCCUGCGGUAACCUUGGAACAAUGAGACAAGAGUGGCUAAGAGAAGAGUACUGCUCUGCACUCUUUGAUGCAACAAGUACAUCAGUUGUUUUAGGAAGUGUUCCUGGUUCCAGUUGAUCUAAAUAAUGCAGCCUAAACCCACAUUAGUCUAGCCAUGAUGUCAUGAAUACCUCCUAGAGGUAGGACUUAUACGGCGAAAAGCAGCGGCCCUAAAACCGAGCCCUGUGGUACACCGCACUGGACUUGCGAUUUGCGUGACACCUCAUUGUUUAUUGCUACAAAUUGAAAACAGUCUGAUUUAUAAGACUUAAUCCAUUCCAAUGCUAUUCCGUUAAUGCCGACAUAAUUUUUGAGUCAAUGUAGGAGUGUGCCGUGGUCAAUGGUGUCAAAUGCAGCACUAAGGUCUAGCAGCACCAAUAACGAAAUACAACCUCGGACAAAUGCAAAAAGCAGAUCAUUAGUAACUCUGAUCAAAGCAAUUAACAAUUAACGCAGACAGUUCAACAUUUAUCAAAGCAUUUCAAGCGCCGAGCGUCACCGCACGUGUACGCCACUACGGUCAUUCCUGCAACGUUUGUAGAUUGCAACCAGGUUUUGCCCUGGAGUUAACGCUGAUCUAAGUCUCUGUACUUUGACAUGCUCUAAAUCAAAACUGGAAUUCUUCAUUAAUAUCAUUCCUUUGGAGGACGGAGCAUAAUUGAGUUGAAACUACUUUUUCCAGAACUUUAGAUAUGAAAGGUAAAUUCGACAUAGGCCUGUAAUUCCCUAGUUCUCUAGGGUCGAGGCGGUGUUUUUUCACAAGGGGCCCUAUAACAGCCACCUUAUAUGCUUUAGGCACAUGUCAUUAUGUCAGAGAUGAGUUAAUAAUACUAAGAAAAGGAUUUAUAAUUUCUGGGAGCAUAUCUUUAAGUUUUGUCGGUAUAGGGUCAAGCAUGCAAUUACAACUAUUUAUUUUGUGCGAUCAACUAUAUAUUUGUACUAUAAUAGGUGCGUGCGCGUCUUCAGCAAGCACGCGCCUUCUUUGUUCUGCAUAGAGCCGCGCGCUUUCAUAAUUUAACCGUAAACGGUCAUUUCUUUUAACCUCACUCCCUGAUUUUACUUUUGCAGUUUAUUAAUAUCCUUUAUUUACUUUAUACCCUCCAGAUGUGAGAGUAGACACACAUUUUAGUCAUUUUCGUUCGAUUUGGCGCGUUUAAAUGAACGGACCCUGAUGGUUUUGAGUUUGAUUAAAGAAUAUUUUGAUUGUUGUUUCUAAAAACGGACAACCUGCUAAAUUUAUGUGGAGAAACAAGAAUAUAAUGUUAAGCCUAAACAUACUGUUUGUUCAUCUCUGUCUAUAAAUUUCUGCUUUAAGUCCUCUAUAUUGUGUUGAAGUUUAUGAUUAUUUAUUUCAUGUACAGUAUAAAUAAAAUAUCUGAUUUUGAUGUACAGUGCUCUGUUGAGUUUUAUAAUCGUCAUACUGGGCUUUAUAAAUAUUUGAAUAGAGAAUUAAUCCAAUUAUGCAUACAAUUUAAUCUUUAACGCACAGAUAAAAUCACAAAUUAAUUUAAUCCUUCAUGUGAGGGAUAAUUAUUGUUUAAAUAAAAUAAAAAGAUUUUGACAACGUGACUGUUUGGUCGUUAGGACGUGCUCAUCACGUUCUCAGGAACGUUGUUUGGUACGUCGCUGCGACGAAUAUGGUACGUUACAGAUAUGUCUUCAGGAGGUUAUCACCAUGUCACAACAACGUCCAAUUUUACGUCGUCAGGACGAAUAUGGGAAUCACAACGUUACGUCGCUGGAAGGUUAUUAUGGUACGUCGUGGCAACGAAUAUGGUCCGGUCCAGGUGAAUAUGCAGCGCAAGGCCAUCUUUCAGCUCAUUCUUGAAAAACGUGAACUGCUGGAGAGUCAGAGGUUCCGCAGAAAUGCGCCAGGGAGGAAAGAACGGAAAGUGGCCUCUCACUUUGAGAUAACCAAAGACUCUGUUCAAAAAGUGGGGACUGAGGGAGUUAUUAAAGGAUGGACUGAGGAAGUGCUGAAUAUGAGCAGGGCAGUGCAUUAUAAUUCAGAGACCGGCACCUUCAAAGUGGAGCGCAGUGGUGUUUACUUCCUUUAUUGUCAAGUGCACUUCAAUGAGAACCAGAGUCAGUAUGUGAAGCUUGAGGUUUCCGUACCUAAAGGCCCUUUGCUCCAGUGCAUGGAGGGAUACGGAACCACACCAGCCUCCGGCUCGCACAAGUUUCACUUCCUAAAGCCUUGCCAGGUCUCAGGCCUCCUCCGCCUUAACAAAGGCGCAGAGCUUAAAGCGGUGACUGGAAGAUCCUUUAGUCUUCAGGAGUCGGGUAAACAUUACUUUGGCCUCUUCAGAGUUAACUAGAGGCAUGGUUUUCUAGACACCAUGGACUACAUCGUUUUAUGUUUUUCCAUACAUCAGUGGUUGAAAUCACCGGACUCGAAAGUACCUAAACCAGACUUGUGUCUUUGACUCUGGUACCUGCUGUUGACUUCAACAAAAGAGUUUCUCUAUAACCAGCUGAGCAUGGUCAUACAAUAGAUGUCCAUUUUAUGUACACAAGUGCGCUUCCACAAAGAUGUCCUUGGGAUGUCAAUGACUGCACAACUUGGAUCAAUCUGUGGAGAAACAUUUCUCGGUUGGGCCACAAAUGCCUUAUUAAACGCGAAACCAGCACAAUUUCGACCAUAUAAAUAUAGCAUUUAAUUACAGCAUUCCAAAGACUUUGCUCCAGCAUCGUGGUUGGCUUAUAUACUGGCAUAACCAGUUUGAACAGAAGGACGAUGAGUUUUCGCCUGAGUUGCAGGCCACUACAAGCAUCAGAGGUUUCACCACUGGUUACUUGGCUGGACCAAAACAGAGUUGCCCCAGCUGCCUUACCACUGGAUGGGUUUCAUGCUGAAAAAUAAACGUUUUGGUUGUUAUGGCAACUCUGAGGACUAAAUAUGCAAUUUAAAUAUGACCUUUAUAGAAAACGGCAAGUGAAAUCAGUCAGAUACAUUUUAUGUUUGAUGCUUUUAUUUCCAACAAGAAGCUCCAUCCUCUUUCCAAAUAUGCUUAGUCACUGUGACCAAUAUGAAACACAUAUUUAUCAAGAAAAAGAUUAAGCCAGUGACCUACUAAAGUACAUGAUGUGUUUUGUGUGAUGGGCUGUGUUAUUGAGAGCGACUUGUACAUAUGGGAUGAAAGUUAAACUUUAAGUGAUGAGAUAUUGAUCAAGGCUCUUUGGUUUGUGAAUGCAGCGCAGCAGAGGAAACUUUAAAAAAGUCACAUUAUGCCUCUAGUUUUUAUACUGUGUAUGUUUUAUGUUUUUUAAGGGAGAAUUUGCUGAUUUUUUUAGUCCAUUUACAUGUUUUUAUACCAUCGUAAUUACAUUUAAUCUCACUAAUAAGAAAUAUAUAAAACCA
Messenger RNA from Triplophysa dalaica, 6034 nucleotides. RefSeq names its product TNF superfamily member 12 (gene tnfsf12). The coding region runs from base 4311 to 4991 and encodes 226 amino acids. Lineage: Eukaryota; Metazoa; Chordata; Actinopteri; Cypriniformes; Nemacheilidae. The record is from RefSeq and is a predicted model, not a curated record. Gene Ontology annotation, cellular component: membrane. Gene Ontology annotation, biological process: immune response. The transcript has 6 exons. Gene Ontology annotation, molecular function: receptor ligand activity; tumor necrosis factor receptor binding.